Molecule: messenger RNA, 316 nt
Organism: Laccaria bicolor S238N-H82
Lineage: Eukaryota; Fungi; Basidiomycota; Agaricomycetes; Agaricales; Hydnangiaceae
Exons: 1
Coding region: 11-316 (101 amino acids)
Source: RefSeq, a predicted model, not a curated record
CCUUCGCACAAUGCAAACGAGCCUCCCAAAUCUCCCUUUUCCGGAUUAUGGAGACGCAGUUCUCGACGCAUCUGGUAUUCAUAGCUCUGCUGAAUCUGGUCCACGGACGUAUCCUAGCACAGAUCUUGAGUCCCUCACGCCUUGGACCUCUUUCCCAGAUGACAUACACCAAGCCAUCUUAGCAGCCACUCCCGCACAUUUACUUCACGCAGCUCCUUUCCCCAUCGAUGGUCACAACGGCGACAGCGUUGUUGAGAACGAACUAGCGAUCCAUAUUCAUGCGGUGGCCGCCUUACUUACAGUGUUUUGCAUGUGA